Molecule: messenger RNA, 480 nt
Organism: Arabidopsis thaliana (thale cress)
Lineage: Eukaryota; Viridiplantae; Streptophyta; Magnoliopsida; Brassicales; Brassicaceae
Exons: 1
Coding region: 1-480 (159 amino acids)
Source: RefSeq, marked reviewed
AUGACAAACUUAGGGAGACAAAAAAGGAGACUGAUUCGCGAAGGGAAGAGAAAGAUUGAUCAUCACAUAGAAACAAAGCUAAUCGUGAAGAUAUUACGUGCAUGCACAACCGAUGACCAAAAUCUUUUGCAACAUCCAAACUACUAUAAAGUUAUUGCAUGGACAGACCCUGUAGAACCAUACACAACACAGGUAUGGGUUUCCAAAGGCAACUAUUGGAAGUAUAAUACAGAAUUGGCGAUUCCCUUAGAUUCUCCUGCAAAAUAUCUUUACCUAGAAUUGUUUAGAAAACAUUCUUCUAGAGAUCCUGCAACAUCAGAUGGAGAAGUUGCCAUAGGUCGGGCUAAGAUUCGAUUGCCAAAGGAUGGAAAGUUCUCUGGUGCAGCUCGUCUCGUUGAUUUGAACAGUGAUCGUUGUAUCGUGGAUAAAGGAACUCUUGAAUUGUCUUUGGAACUAAUUCAUACGAUUGUAGUAACAUAA